Penaeus chinensis is the source of this 783-nucleotide messenger RNA. Its product is annotated as filament-like plant protein 1. NCBI's taxonomy places the organism in Eukaryota, Metazoa, Arthropoda, Malacostraca, Decapoda, Penaeidae. The coding region runs from base 1 to 783 and encodes 260 amino acids. The record is from RefSeq and is a predicted model, not a curated record. The transcript has 3 exons.
AUGGAAGGAAACUGGUUAAGAGCACGAGAAGUAACCGAGGAAAUCGUCGAACGGCCUGAGAAGGUGACCGAGGAAAUCGUCGAACGGCCUGAGAAAUUGACCGAGGAAAUCGUCGAACGGUUUGAGAAGGUGACCAAGGAAAUCUUCAAACAGCUUGAGAAGGUGACCGAGGAAAUCGUCGAACGGUUUGAGAAAUUGACCGAGGAAAUCGUCGAACGGCUUGAGAAAGUGACCCAAGAAAUUGUCGAACGGUUUGAGAAAGUGACCGAGGAAAUCGUCGAACGGUCUGAAAAAGUGACCGAGAAAAUCGUUGAACAACCUGGAAAAGUGACCGAGGAAAUCGUAGAAUGGCCUGAGAAAGUGACCGAGGAAAUUGUCAAACAGCCUGAGAAGGUGACCGAGGAAAUCAUCGAACGGUUUGAGAAGGUGACUGAGGAAAUCGUCGAAUGGCUUGAGAAGUUGACCGAGGAAAUUGUCGAACGGCCUGAGAAAUUGACCGAGGAAAUUGUCGAACGGCCUGAGAAAGUGACCGAGGAAAUUGUCGAACGGCUUGAGAAUGUGACCGAGGAAAUCUUCGAAAGGGUUGAGAAGGUGAUUGAAGUAAUCGUCGAACGGCCUGAGGAAGUGACCGAGGAAAUCGUCGAACGGCCUGAGAAAGUGACCGAGGAAAUCGUCAAAUGGCUUGAGAAGUUGACCGAGGAAAUCAUCGAACAGUUUGAGAAGAUGACAGAGGAAAUCGUCGAACGGCCUGAGAAAGUGACCAAGGAAAUCGUCGAACGGUGA